UCAUAACUUUUGGAAUAAACUUAAAAAAUAAAAUAAAAUACAAGUGUCAUUUUACAGCUAUCAUAUAUCAAACCACAAAUAACGUAUGUACCAAUGUUAAUUGCCAGCCCCCUGCCACACUUCUCUAUAUAAACCCACCUCCUUACCUAUGAAAUAAACCAUAAAUAGAAAGCCGCACCAAAUACUCAAAUACACACACUCUCUAAUACCUCCAUUUAACAACCAACUUCUUAACCCCUCUUUUCCAUGGAAUCGCAAACUGAGAGUUUAUGGUUAAUAGCCCUCGCUUCCAAAUGCACCGCCUUUUCACCACAAACUAUCCUUUUUCUUUUCACCCUCUUAUGCUUAGCUUCAUUAACCAUAGUUUUGUUCCACUGGGUUGAACCCGGGGGUCCAGCUUGGGGUAAAUACCGUCACAAUAAAUUCACCCCACGAAACACCCCGGUACUACCCCCAGGACCCCGGGGUUAUCCCAUCAUAGGAAGCAUGGACUUAACGGUGGGCUUAGCCCACCAUAAGUUAACCUCCAUGGCUAACCUCCUAGGAGCUAGGAGGCUUAUGGCCUUUAGUAUGGGUGACACACGUGUCGUGAUCACAUGCAAUCCUGACGUAGCUAAAGAUAUCCUAUGUAAUUCGGUGUUUGCUGACCGUCCGAUCAAGGAGUCUGCUUACAGCUUGAUGUUUAACCGUGCCAUGGGGUUCGCCCCGUACGGUGUUUACUGGAGGACGUUACGGAGGAUUGCCGCCACCCAUAUGUUCUGUCCGAAACAGAUUAACCUCGGCGUAAUACAAAGAGCUGAAAUCGCCUCACAAAUGGUGAACAUGAUUAAUUAUAAUGUUGGUAAAAAUACAGCAGCAUUUUCUGUCAGAGAAAUGCUGAAGCUAGCAUCUCUGACCAACAUGAUGGAAUCAGUGUUCGGAAGGCGGUACGAGUUGUCAACUGCCUCGCUGAAUAGCGAGGCAGCAGAACUUAGUCAGCUCGUACAAGAAGGUUAUGAGUUACUAGGGAAGCUCAACUUGUCUGACCAUCUUUCCUGGCUUGGUUCUUUUGAUCCUCAAAGGAUCCGUGAGAGAUGUUCUCAGCUCGUUCCUCGGGUUAAUCGGUUUGUUAACCGGAUUAUUUCCGAGCACCGGGUUCGGGACCAUAAGCAAGAGGCAGGUGACGACGACGCUAGAGGCCAUGAUUUUGCAGAUGUUUUACUGUCCUUAAAUGGACCUGAUAAAUUGUCUGAUUCUGAUAUGGUGGCUGUUCUUUGGGAGAUGAUAUUCAGAGGAACGGAUACAGUAGCAGUGUUAAUAGAGUGGAUACUAGCAAGAAUGGUCCUUCACCCUGAUAUCCAAUCAAAGGUCCAAGAUGAAUUAGACAAAGUGGUCGGAAAAUCUAGACCGUUGAUGGAAUCUGAUAUUCCUUCAUUGGGCUAUCUUCAGGCUAUGAUCAAAGAAGUUCUGAGAUUACACCCACCCGGCCCACUUCUAUCGUGGGCCCGUUUAGCAAUAACUGAUACAACCCUUGACGGGUAUCAUAUCCCAGAAGGUACAACUGCUAUGGUUAAUAUGUGGGCCAUAGCCCGGGACCCCGGCAUAUGGGCUGACCCGCUUAGGUUUUCCCCGGAAAGGUUUAUGGAUAAAAUGGAUGAUUUCUCGGUGUUGGGAUCGGAUCUUAGGCUGGCACCGUUUGGGUCCGGGAGGCGGUCUUGCCCCGGGAAGGCGCUCGGGUUAACUACCGUAACUUAUUGGGUUGGGACUUUGCUUCAUGAAUUUGUGUGGACGCAAUGUGAUCAAUAUCCUGUUACUCUUAGUGAAGUUAUGAAGUUGUCAUGUGAAAUGGCUAAUCCCCUCAAAGUUAUGGUCCACUCUAGGCGUAAUUGAGUGUACGACUAAGACGUGAGAGUUUAAUUAGUUAGUUUGGUUGAUAUUGUACAAAAGUGAGUUAAACCAAAUUAUACUACUAGUUCCCCGAAAAAAAAAAAAAAAAAAAAGAAUUAUACUACUAGUUCGGGUGUAAUGUGUAAAUAUACUGUUUGAAACCUUAACUAACUAAGAACAAGGUUUGCCGUGUAAGAUAAGAUGUAAGUUUCAUAAGGAGACAUAGAAAUUAGAUCGUGAAUAAAAGUUUGUCGUACACUCUUCGUUUGUUUGAAUUCACACAAUCUAGGUGAUCAAAUAUAAAGUGUGAAUUCGUAUAUUUGCUUUGUAUGCAAUGUAUUUUCCUUGAUAGAUAUAUACAAAACGUGAUUAAAUAUUUGUACUUUUA
This is a messenger RNA of Chenopodium quinoa (quinoa), 2254 nucleotides long. Its product is annotated as cytochrome P450 78A9-like. Gene Ontology annotation, molecular function: iron ion binding; monooxygenase activity; oxidoreductase activity, acting on paired donors, with incorporation or reduction of molecular oxygen. The record is from RefSeq and is a predicted model, not a curated record. Lineage: Eukaryota; Viridiplantae; Streptophyta; Magnoliopsida; Caryophyllales; Amaranthaceae. The coding region runs from base 247 to 1869 and encodes 540 amino acids. The transcript has 2 exons.